Molecule: messenger RNA, 968 nt
Organism: Macroventuria anomochaeta
Lineage: Eukaryota; Fungi; Ascomycota; Dothideomycetes; Pleosporales; Didymellaceae
Exons: 3
Coding region: 397-864 (155 amino acids)
Source: RefSeq, a predicted model, not a curated record
UUGGAGCAAUCCGGACUGUGCACUUGCGAUCGUUUGGCAUGAUGAUAUUGUAUGAUGUUCGAGGUCCUUCUGCCGUCUGGCGACUCGCGAAUGUGGGAGAUUGAUGUUCAGGUACGUCACCGAUGAGGAAGGAGCGACUGAAGCUAUGGCCAGUCACGCCGCUUCUGGAGCUCUUUAGGUUAGUGCUCACACCCUUCACGUGAAUCACUGGAGUACGGCUUGGAGGAUGCGAAGGAGCGGGAAAAUGCCAACGUUGUCUCUAUUGCACUCGUGUGCGCGUCAAACAUCGAAUUGAAGACGCAAGGCACAGGACUCCAGUUUUCGGCGAUCUCCCCACAAAGAAUGCGCGCUAUCCACACGUCUUUGCGCAAGAACAGGGAACCCCUAUCCGCCAGAAUGCUUAUCCCACGGAAAGCUGUUGGGGCCCUGACGUUCAUCCUGUGCGUCGCGGGUGUGUUUGUUUUCUCCCAUUCAAUUGUGCAAUGGUCGGCGUAUCUCUUUGGCAGCCAUGCUCCACUGAUACCGUACACUACGCACGUUGUCCUGUUCCAAUUCAAGGAAACGGCCACUAGCUUCGCGGUCAAGGAGAUCACGUCAAAGUUCUUUGGUCUGAAGAAGUCGUGUGUUCACCCAGACACGCGCAGGCCGUAUAUUUUGUCGAUUACUGGUGGAAAAGAUACGUCCAUUGAGGGCCUGCAGAACGGAAUCAGCCACGCUUUCGUCCUCAGAUUCAGUUCGGAGGAGGAGCGAGACUAUUACGUGAAGGAAGAUCCUGCGCACCAAGCGUUCAAGGACGCUGCCGCCGCGAUGGUGGAAAAGACGAUAGUCGUUGACUUCCAAGAGGGCGUAUUUACUAACGCAUAGUGAACUCAGGAAGAGCAUGUGUUAAAAGUGUAGCUGUGAACUGCCCUGGCCUGGUGCUUAGGGCCCAACGUACAUACGUGGCAAUAGAACAUACAUCAUACUAG